AUGAAAGAUAUGUUCAUGUCUAGGGUAAGAUUAUCUUCAUUGUUAAUUGAAAUCAGUGGCAGUUGUGUGAAUAGAUCGGUAGAUUGUUUAUUUUUACUAAAUAGUACUUAUGUAACAAGAAGGCAUCCCUUUGAAGAUAUAAUAUUUUGUUAUUUUGAUUCUAAAAAUAAUAUAAAUAUUAAAAAGAAAAAAAAAAUAAUAGUUAUUAUUGUAAGAAGUAGCAAUAUUUAA
Messenger RNA from Strongyloides ratti, 231 nucleotides. RefSeq lists its product as hypothetical. Bases 1 to 231 code for a protein of 76 amino acids. The record is from RefSeq and is a predicted model, not a curated record. NCBI's taxonomy places the organism in Eukaryota, Metazoa, Nematoda, Chromadorea, Rhabditida, Strongyloididae. The transcript has 3 exons.